Messenger RNA from Fusarium fujikuroi IMI 58289, 546 nucleotides. RefSeq lists its product as uncharacterized. Lineage: Eukaryota; Fungi; Ascomycota; Sordariomycetes; Hypocreales; Nectriaceae. The transcript has 3 exons. The record is from RefSeq and is a predicted model, not a curated record. The coding region runs from base 1 to 546 and encodes 181 amino acids.
AUGAAGUGCACCUCUACCGCCUUUGCCCUCCUGGCCGCAGCCGCAGCUGGUGUCCAAGCAGCCAACAUCCAACUUGUCGGCAAGGUCAUGAACAGUGCUGCAAAAGAAGGCUUCGAAAAUAGUAGAACCCUCGUCUACGCUGGUGGCAAGACCAAGCGUGAUGCACCUAAGGUUUAUGAGCCAGAUCCCAACCGAGACUACACCCUCGAAGAUGGUUACAUCUUUGUCCUUCAGUGUAGCACUGCUGGGUUCAGACCUGAGUGCAUCUCGUUUGGUUCUGAGCCCGGAAAGUGCGUCUCUUACUUCGACUUUGACCCCAAGAAAGGCGAUGAUCCAACCUCAAUCUCGGAUGCCUUCAACCACAAUGUCACUUCGAUCUCCACCAACACUGGUGGCGCAUGCCAGUUCUACCAUUAUACCGGCUGCGAUGACAAGGGUGAUGACCGUGGAUUGAGUUCUUCCUACAACUACAACCUUAACGUGUCUUUGCCAGAGGACCCUCGAGCCGUCCAGUACUUCAGGAACAUAACGAGCUGGAGGUGUUGA